Messenger RNA from Sclerotinia borealis F-4128, 1647 nucleotides. NCBI's taxonomy places the organism in Eukaryota, Fungi, Ascomycota, Leotiomycetes, Helotiales, Sclerotiniaceae. The record is from the annotation of a GenBank genome assembly.
AUGUCAAAAGAAGCGGUUGUGGGAAAGGUCUUUCCUUCAGGUGUGGCUGAAGAUGCUGCUCUCGAGAAUAUGGGUUAUCGUCCUGAACUCAAGCGAUCAUUCGGUCUCUUGGGCAUGAUUGGCUUCUCAUUUUCCAUCGUUACGAGGCAAGUAUUCUUCUGCGUAUGUUGUGCGUUUUCUGAAUCCCAACACCGUUGGAGUGCCCUCGGUGGUGUGCUUGUCACAGGUGUCAAUGCUGGUGGUCCACCGGUCAUGAUCUGGGGAUGGGUAGGCAUCAGUAUUGUCUCCCUCUGCGUCGUCUACUCCAUGGCAGAAAUGUGCUCUGAGUACCCCGUUGCCGGAGGACAAUAUUCAUGGGUCUAUAUUCUCUCACCGAAACCGGUGAGGAAACAAUUCUCUUAUCUGACGGGAUGGUUUAUGAUAAUCGGUAUUCUUGCCAUGGGCGCAACCAACAGUUUUAUUGGCGCAAACUUCAUCCUAGGUCAAGUGAAUCUGGUCAAUCCAUCAUAUGUGAUUGAGAGGUGGCACACCGUCUUGGUAGCAUAUGUGGUGACUUUGAUUGCAGCAUUCAUCAACUUAUGGGGAUCGAAGAUUCUUGACAAAGUCUCUACGGUUGCGCUGGUUUUCAACAUCGCGUCGUUUGUGGUGACAGUUGUCACCAUUCUAGCAUGCAACACCAACAAGCAAAGUGCUAGUUUUGUCUUCCGGGACUUUCAGAACUUUACUGGGUUUGGAACGGCUAUGGCUGGUAUUAUUGGGAUACUACAGCCGGCGUUUGGAAUGUGUUGUUACGACGCACCCUCCCACAUGACCGAAGAACUAAAGGAUGCCUCCAAAGAAGCACCUCGCGCGAUGGUUCUCUCCGUCUACAUUGGAGCCAUCACUGGUUUCAUUUUCCUCAUCGCUGUUUGCUUCUGCGUAGGCGACAUUGAUGCCGUUGCCAACACACCUACAUUAGUUCCGCUAAUUCAAAUUUACGCCGAUUCAACCAAUAGCCACGUCGGAGCAUGUUUCCUCGCUUCUAUGAUUGUCAUCAUCAACGUCACAUCUUCCAACGCACUGCUUGCAGAAGGAAGUCGAAGUCUUUACGCUUUCGCUCGAGAUCAUGGCCUUCCAUUCUCCAAUCAAAUCAGUAAAGUCAGCGCCAAACAUCAAGUUCCCGUCGUGGCUAUCAUCAUUGGGAGUGUAGUGCAAAUGGCAUUCAACAGUAUCUACUUUGGCACCGUAACGGGAUUCAACACCGUCAUCGCCAUCGCGACGGAGGGAUUUUAUCUCUCAUAUGCUAUGCCUAUGCUCGUGCGCUUAAUCUCCUAUUUCAACGGAUCGCAUCGCCAACUAACGGGUCCUUGGGCCAUGAGACCGCUGGUUUCUUUGCUGGUUAAUGCGGUGGGUCUGGCGUAUCUACUGUUUGCAUGUGUUUCCUUUAAUUUCCCGUCGGUGUACCCCGUUACAAGCGAUAAUAUGAAUUAUACAUCGGCGGCUAUAGGGGUGAUAAUGAUGGUGGCGGCGGUUACGUGGGGGACGACGGCGAGAAAGAGGUUUUCGGGCCCGGAGAUAGUGGUUGCGCAUGGGGUGGCGGGGGUUGAGAGGACGGAUUCGGAUGAGUUGAGUAGGAGGGAGAAGAGGGAGGUGCGGAAGAGUGGGUGA